Messenger RNA from Calypte anna (Anna's hummingbird), 3009 nucleotides. RefSeq names its product phosphofructokinase, liver type (gene PFKL). Gene Ontology annotation, biological process: fructose 1,6-bisphosphate metabolic process; canonical glycolysis; fructose 6-phosphate metabolic process. Gene Ontology annotation, cellular component: 6-phosphofructokinase complex; cytoplasm; membrane. Lineage: Eukaryota; Metazoa; Chordata; Aves; Apodiformes; Trochilidae. Bases 35 to 2377 code for a protein of 780 amino acids. Gene Ontology annotation, molecular function: ATP binding; AMP binding; monosaccharide binding. The record is from RefSeq and is a predicted model, not a curated record. The transcript is spliced from 22 exons.
GGGGCGUGUCUGGUGCCGGUGCCGGAGCGCAGCGAUGGCGGCGGGGGAGCUGGAGCGGCUGCGGAUGGCGGGGGCCGGCAUGGCCAUCGCCGUCCUCACCAGCGGCGGCGACGCUCAAGGGAUGAAUGCUGCAGUCCGUGCCGUCACGCGCAUGGGGAUAUAUGUGGGAGCCAAGGUCUUCCUCAUCUACGAGGGCUACGAGGGGCUGGUGGAGGGGGGAGACAACAUCAAGCAAGCCAACUGGUUAAGCGUCUCCAACAUCAUCCAGCUGGGUGGGACAGUGAUUGGCAGCGCCCGCUGCAAAGCCUUCACCACCCGGGCAGGUCGGCUGCGGGCUGCCCGUAACCUGGUGGAGCAUGGCAUCACCAACCUCUGUGUCAUCGGUGGAGAUGGCAGCCUGACAGGGGCUGACAUCUUCCGCUCUGAGUGGGCUGGGCUACUGGAGGAGCUGGUCCAGGAUGGGCAGAUCAGUGAGGAGGUGGCACGGCAGAACUGCCGCUUAAACAUCGUAGGGCUGGUGGGUUCCAUUGACAAUGACUUCUGCGGCACUGACAUGACCAUUGGCACUGACUCCGCACUGCACCGCAUCAUGGAGGUCAUUGACGCCAUCACCACCACGGCGCAGAGCCACCAGCGGACAUUUGUGCUGGAGGUGAUGGGCCGCCACUGCGGGUACCUGGCACUGGUGUCUGGCUUGGCCUCAGGUGCUGACUGGCUCUUCAUCCCCGAAUCCCCUCCAGAGGAUGGUUGGGAGGACCUCAUGUGCGAGAGGCUUGGGGAGACGCGCAGCAGAGGGUCCCGGCUCAACAUCAUCAUCAUCGCCGAGGGUGCCAUUGACCGCAACGGCAAACCCAUCUCCUCCAACUACGUGAAGGAUCUGGUGGUGAAACGCUUGGGCUUUGACACGCGGGUCACUGUCCUGGGACAUGUGCAGCGUGGGGGAACCCCAUCAGCCUUUGACCGUGUGCUGAGCAGUAAGAUGGGGAUGGAGGCGGUGAUGGCGCUGCUGGAGGCCACCCCGGACACACCGGCCUGUGUGGUGAGCCUCUCAGGGAACCAGUCAGUCCGGCUGCCACUCAUGGAGUGCGUUCAGGUGACAAAGGAUGUGCAGAAGGCCAUGGAUGAGAAGAGGUUUGAGGAGGCCAUCCAGCUCCGUGGGAGGAGCUUUGAGAACAACUGGAACAUCUACAAGCUGCUGGCACACGAGAAGCCAGCGCAGGAGAAGACACCCUUCAGCCUAGCCAUCCUGAAUGUGGGGGCUCCCGCCGCCGGCAUGAAUGCUGCCGUCAGGUCAGCCGUGCGGAUCGCCAUCUGCCAGGGACACACUGUCUACGUGGUGAAUGACGGCUUCGAGGGCUUGUCCAAGGGGCAGAUCCGUGAGGUGGGCUGGCACGACGUGGCGGGCUGGCUGGGACGAGGCGGGUCCAUGCUGGGCACCAAGCGGACGCUCCCCAAGACCUGCAUGGAAAAGAUUGUGGAGAACAUACGGAAAUUCAACAUCCAGGGGCUGCUGGUCAUCGGGGGGUUCGAGGCAUAUGAGGGGGUGCUGCAGCUGGUGGAGGCCCGCGGGCAGUACGAGGAGCUCUGCAUCAUCAUGUGCGUCAUCCCUGCCACCAUCAGCAACAACGUGCCCGGAACUGACUUCAGCCUUGGUUCUGACACAGCCGUCAACGCAGCCAUGGAGAGCUGUGACCGCAUCAAGCAGUCAGCCUCAGGCACCAAGCGCCGGGUCUUCAUCGUGGAGACCAUGGGGGGCUACUGUGGGUACUUGUCCACCGUCACCGGCAUCGCGGUGGGCGCCGACGCUGCCUACGUCUAUGAAGAUCCCUUCACCAUCCAUGAUCUGAAGGCCAACGUGGAACACUUGACUGACAAAAUGAAGACAGACAUCCAGAGAGGGCUGGUUCUGCGCAAUGAGAAGUGCCAUGAGCACUACACCACCGAGUUCCUCUACAACCUCUACUCCUCCGAGGGCAAAGGCAUCUUUGACUGCAGGAUUAACGUUCUUGGCCACCUCCAGCAGGGGGGAGCCCCAACCCCCUUUGACCGCAACUAUGGGACGAAGCUGGGUGUUAAGGCGGUGCUGUGGAUGUCAGAGAAGUUGCAGGCAGCCUACCGCAAGGGGCGCGUGUUUGCCAACUCGGGAGACUCUGCCUGCGUGAUCGGGCUCAGGAAGAAGGUGGUGGCCUUCAGCCCUGUCACAGAGCUCAAGAAAGUGACGGAUUUUGAGCACAGGCUGCCCCAGGAGCAGUGGUGGCUGAACCUGCGUCUGAUGCUGAAGAUGCUUGCCAACUACCAGAUCAGCCUGACUGAGUACAUCUCAGGGAAGAUGGAGCACGUCACCCGCCGCACCCUCAGCAUCGAGAAGGGCUUCUAGUCCCACUGUCCCAAGCCAUAGCUCCCCUCUGCGUCCUCUCCAUCCCCACGUGCUGCUUGGGGAGCACCAGGUCCCUCCCUGUUCUCAGUAGCCCUGUAGCUUUGCCACUGACCCCUUACAGCAGGCAGAGCUCCCCAAAAGCCUGCCCCAAACCGCAGCUUUCAGGGUCUGGUCCCUAUGCAGACGCAAAGAAGAGGUGCUGCUAGAACCCAGCUGUGCAGCCCAGACCCUUCAUCAUUCCUACAUAGUUCAUUCCUAUUAUUUAAUGAUGGGGUACCUUGAGUCCUGACCAAACUGCUGCUUUUAGUCGCCUGCCCUGUGUGCGGGAGGGGAGUUGAGGAGGAUGCGGUGCCACCUCAGAGUGGGUAGGGGCUGGCCCCGGGGCUUUUGCCCUCCCCAUGAGCCCUGGUAAAGCUUCAUCCUCCUGUGGUGUUUGCCUGGUGGGGUGUCUGGAGGGCUUGGACCUGGCAAGCCCCUCUUCCCCAGCCACCUUGCAUGAUGCUUGGCUGCGACUGUCACCAUGCCACCCUGGGGCUGUGCCUGUCAUCAUCACUGUUGCUCUGCAACCCCCAAAUAUCUUGUACUGCUGGCAGCACCGCACUCCUCUAGAGAUAAAACCUGCUGGAGCCAAA